Eucalyptus grandis is the source of this 1744-nucleotide messenger RNA. Its product is annotated as cleavage stimulation factor subunit 50. Gene Ontology annotation, biological process: mRNA 3'-end processing. Gene Ontology annotation, molecular function: RNA binding; protein binding. NCBI's taxonomy places the organism in Eukaryota, Viridiplantae, Streptophyta, Magnoliopsida, Myrtales, Myrtaceae. The record is from RefSeq and is a predicted model, not a curated record. The transcript is spliced from 14 exons. Gene Ontology annotation, cellular component: mRNA cleavage stimulating factor complex. The coding region runs from base 261 to 1577 and encodes 438 amino acids.
UUUUCUGCUUUUGGGGCAAACACCAUGGAAAGAUUUUGAACCCGCUAGAAAAUGGCGGCAGUCAUUCCGCAGGCAAUUAGGGUUUCAGCAUACCUCCGGAAACGUCCGCAAGAAUCAAUCAUCUCUCCCUCGCCAUGCGCACGGAGCUCGAUUAUAGGGUGUGAUCGUCCCAAUUUCGAAAGCAAAAACUUGUCUUUAAUCGAGAAAUUGGGGCUUUUUAGCUGGCGGGUGGAAGUUAGGGUUUUGAUUCGGUGCAGAAGAUGGAAAGCAACGGCAAUUUGGAGCAGACUUUGCAAGAUGGGAGGAUAUACAGGCAGCUCAAUUCGCUCGUCGUCGCUCAUCUUCGCGACCACAACUUCCCGCAGGCGGCAAGUGCGGUUGCUCUAGCAACAAUGACGCCUUUGAAUGUUGAAGCCCCAAGAAAUAGGCUUCUUGAGCUAGUUGCCAAGGGUCUUGCAGUGGAAAAGGGUGAACUAUUGAGAGGUGUUUCUCAUGCUGGGACAAAUGAUCUGGGUGGAUCAAUACCUGCUUCAUAUGGCUUGGUUCCAGCUCCGUGGACCGCUAUUGAUUUCAGUUCUCUGCGAGACACAAAGGGCAUGUCCAAGAGUUUCACUAAACAUGAGACCAGGCAUCUUUCAGACCACAAGAAUGUUGCCAGAUGUGCAAGGUUUAGCACUGAUGGAAGGUUUUUUGCAACAGGAAGUGCAGACACUUCAAUUAAGCUCUUUGAGGUCUCAAAAAUAAAGCAAAUGAUGCUACCAGAUUCUACAGAUGGCGCUAUACGAGCUGUUAUACGGACAUUUUAUGACCAUACACAUCCUGUAAAUGACUUGGAUUUUCAUCCUCAAAAUACUGUCCUGAUAUCUGCAGCCAAAGACCAUACAGUAAAGUUCUUUGAUUAUUCAAAGGCUACAGCAAAGAGAGCAUUCAGAGUUAUUCAGGAUACUCACAAUGUACGUUCAGUUGCUUUCCAUCCUUCUGGCGACUUUCUUUUGGCUGGGACUGAUCAUCCAAUUCCACACUUGUAUGAUGUCAACACAUUCCAAUGCUAUCUUUCUGCAAAUGUCCCAGAAUUUGCAGUUAAUGCAGCGAUAAACCAGGUAAGAUAUUCAUCUAGUGGCGGCAUGUAUGUUACAGCAUCUAAAGAUGGUACUAUACGAUUUUGGGAUGGGGCAUCGGCCAACUGCGUUCGCUCCAUUGCUGGUGCACAUGGGGCAGCUGAAGUAACUAGUGCCAACUUCACGAAGGAUCAGAGAUAUGUACUCUCUUGUGGGAAGGACUCUACUGUGAAACUCUGGGAAGUUGGCACAGGAAGAUUGGUUAAACAAUAUCUUGGAGCCACUCACAUGCAGUUGCGAUGCCAGGCUGUCUUCAACAAUACAGAAGAGUUUGUUCUAUCCAUUGAUGAACCGAGCAAUGAGAUAGUGGUCUGGGAUGCCAUGACAGCAGAAAAAGUGGCAAGAUGGCCAUCCAACCAUAAUGGCCCUCCUCGUUGGAUUGAGCACUCACCCACAGAAGCAGCUUUUGUAUCCUGCGGAACUGACAGAUCGAUCCGAUUCUGGAAGGAAACUCACUAGGGUGAUCUAUGGAGAUGAUCGUGAUAUUUGCAGCCUCGGACAUCUUAGAAGUGAUCACAAUUUGAUUCAGAAGGAUGAUGACCCCAUACACUGCGCCUUCCACAAAUUCUUUCCGUCUUUGUAAGGAACUUGUGAGGUAUUCGAGGGGACAUUGUCAAUAACUUAUA